UCUAUGGUGGGAUCACUGGCUGCACUACGAACAACAAUAUUUGCAAUUCUAGCUCCAUAAAAAUGCAAUCUUGCCCUUCAAUGGAAGUUGAUACUGUCUCCAUCUUGAAAUCAAUCACUCCAUCUCUGCAAUCGUCCAAGCAUAAAGGCCAAGCUGGGAAGAUCGCAGUUAUAGGAGGUUGCCGUGAAUACACUGGUGCACCGUACUUUUCUGCCAUUUCAGCUUUAAAAAUCGGUGCUGAUUUGUCACACGUGUUCUGCACAAAAGAUGCCGCCCUUGUUAUUAAAGGCUACAGUCCCGAGUUAAUUGUGCACCCUAUACUGGAAGAGUCAUACAGUGUUAGGGAUGAAGAUAAAAAAUCAAUAUCAGACAAAGUCAUUGAAGAAGUUGAUAAGUGGAUGGAGAGAUUCGAUUGUCUAGUUAUCGGUCCAGGCCUUGGAAGGGACCUUUUUCUCCUGGAUUGUGUAAGCAAUAUAAUGAAGCGCGCGAGGGAAUCCAAUGUUCCAAUGGUUAUAGAUGGGGAUGGGCUUUUUCUUGUUACAAAUUCUCUUGAUUUGAUAAGCAGUUAUCCCCUGGCUGUCCUAACGCCCAAUGUCAAUGAGUAUAAGCGCCUCGUGCAAAAGGUUUUGCAUUGUGAAGUAAAUGAUCAAGAUGGAACUCAGCAACUACUUUCGCUUGCAAAAGGAAUAGGAGGUGUGACCAUUUUGAGGAAGGGUGAAUCUGAUUUCAUUAGCAAUGGCGAAACAGUUCAUGCAGUGAGCAGUUUCGGUUCUCCAAGGCGCUGUGGUGGCCAGGGUGAUAUACUUUCCGGAAGCGUUGCUGUGUUCGUGUCAUGGGCGCGCAAAGUUGCUGCUAAAGCAGGCGAGCCUAGCAUGAGUCCUACAGUGAAGGGGUGCAUUUCAGGCUCUGUUUUGCUGAGAAAGGCUGCUUCACAUGCGUUCGAGAGCAAUAGAAGAUCUACACUUACCACCGACAUAAUCGAACACUUGGGAAGAAGUUUGGAGGAGUUGUGCCCCGUGCUCGUGAGUUGAUAAAUAGGUUGCACGGGACACUGGUUCGACUUCUAAGGCGCUUUCUCCUGCCCUAAACCCUAAAGUCUUUAAUUUUGUGUGUAUCUUUAUUAAACCACAUUUAUGUUUGUGCAAGCGGCAUCCAACACUGAAAUCUCUAAUUAUACGUUUAACCAAAUGUUGAUCUUUAACCAAUUAUUAUCAUAUAAUUUUUUGGCUUUUAAACUUUCGAAA
Molecule: messenger RNA, 1244 nt
Organism: Salvia hispanica
Lineage: Eukaryota; Viridiplantae; Streptophyta; Magnoliopsida; Lamiales; Lamiaceae
Product: pfkB-like carbohydrate kinase family protein
Biological process (GO): metabolite repair
Molecular function (GO): ATP-dependent NAD(P)H-hydrate dehydratase activity
Source: RefSeq, a predicted model, not a curated record